Molecule: messenger RNA, 1215 nt
Organism: Orbilia oligospora ATCC 24927
Lineage: Eukaryota; Fungi; Ascomycota; Orbiliomycetes; Orbiliales; Orbiliaceae
Exons: 4
Coding region: 1-1215 (404 amino acids)
Source: RefSeq, a predicted model, not a curated record
AUGGUUAAUUUCCAGAUCUCUGCUGCGAGCGCUGUCGCUAUCUUGGCCAGCGUUUCGCAGGUAUCCGCCCACGUUCGUUUCUUGCAGUCGUGGGGUAGCUACAACCACAAAGUAGGCGGUGGUGCCCUCGGUCACCUUUACUAUUACGCAGCAAAGAAUCACGGACCUAACCAAUGGCCUGGUCAAUGGGACGUCAUCGCUUUCAGUACUCCAGUUGUCCCAGCCUGGUGGCCAAGCCCCCACGCAGGGAAACCUCGCCAGUGGAUGAGUCAAGGCUGUGGCGCAAGUCUGCAAACGGUUUAUGAUUACGCCUAUUCAGUCAAUCCUGGGUUGGCUGCACCACCAUCUCUCCUUCCCGGGGAUAAAUGGGGAGAGCUCUGGAAACAUCGAAACUAUCAUGUUUUUAUGGCACCCGUUCAUGGGAAUGCUUAUAUUCAAACAAAACAGGCGGUACUAAAGGAGAUAACUGAGGGUAGAAUGGCAUUGGCCACUCCGGGAGGAUGGGUCGAGAUCGCAACUUAUCAAGUGAACGAUGACGGUGCAGGUCCUUUCAGAUGCCGAAUCGAUGAGACCGGUACUGGGCAGCACUUUACCGACUGGGUUUAUCCUGUCAGACAGCCCCCUGGAGAGCAUGGAAAAGCCAGCAUUGGUCCAUGGUGGAACAACCAACAAUCAAUCAUCAGAGUCAACCUCCCAGCGGGCAUCAAGUGUGCCGGUCAAUAUUCCAAAGGGUUCCAGAAUGUGUGCAUGCUGCGCUGCGAGAACUACGCUCCCAAUGGACCGUUCGGAGCUUGCGUGCCAUUCCAAGUCAUGUACCCACAAGAGGCCCCUAAGCCCGCACCUGUUCCAGUCAAGGUUGAGCCAAAGGUGGAACCAGAACCCCCCAAGGGCAACCCCGGAUACGAUGUUGGACAAAGUAACUACAAGGAAAACAGUUAUUAUAAAAACAAGAGACGUGCGGUGUCUGCGGUUGAAACACGAGCUAUGAGACGUGCUGUCUCUAUGGCUGGUACACGGGCUAUUGAAAAGGAAGAGAAAAUGAGGAAACGUGCUGCUCAGCCUGCUGACGCUGGAGCUGGUACUCAUGCCCUCGAGGCUGAAGAAAAGAGACUUGGACAUUCAUCAAGCAAACGUGCUGCUCAGCCUGCUGAUGCUGGAGCUGGUACUAAUGCCCUCGAGGCUGAAGAAGGGAAGCUUGGACAUAAAGCCAAUUAA